GCUAAAUAUAAGACCACAAUUAAGCUGAUAGCAAUGCCAGUUAAAAACGAACACCAAUCCAAACUUUCUGAGAAAAAAAGGCUAUUGGUAUCCAUUUCUUGCCGUUGUCUUCAGAAGCUUACUGAUGAAGAGUUUGAAGCGAUGGUAUACCUAUGCAGUGAAGAAUUAAAUAUGUCUUCUGAUGACCAAAUUACUUUAAAAAAUGGAUCUAAGUUGAAGUUUUGCCAAACACUGGAAAGAAUAGGCUACCUGUCAGAAGAAAAGUUGGAAUUUCUUGUGAAAUUACUUGAAGCGGUUGGUCGGGAAGACCUUAUUGAAAAUAUUGAAACACAUGGAAAUAACAACGGUGCCCCUAUAAACCAGGUGAAAGAGAAUAAAUGUGCUAAAAAUCAUCACGAUCAAGAGAUCUAUGUAUGGUGUAGAGGAGAAAACAUUGUUAAGGGACUAGCCGCGGCGACGGUGAUUGGAGGUACCGUAUUGGUGUGCAGGAAAUUUGCUGAUAAACCUGAGUAUGCUGCAUCAUUGAUUGGUAGCGCGGUCCUUCCAGUUGGGACCUUCAUCAAGGGGUUAUUUCCAGGAUCGGUUAUAUUGGUGAUUGAGGCUACAGAUACAGAUACUCUUGAAGAACUAUGGAAGAGAUAUAAGAGCGGUAAACUGGAAAAGGACCUAGAAAUGGUACUGAUUGGCGAAUCAAAUACAGGCGAUAUGAGAUUUGAAGUUGAAAUAAGCGAGGAAAAUUACAAAGAUGUUUAUCAUACGUUGAUAAAGAAACAAAUAGCCAAGAUGAACCGUCGCUAUUCUGACCCUACGCUGCCAAUAUCGAAAGGUUACCAAGCAUUUGGUAAGUCGCCCUUAAGCAGGAGUGACGACAACUUACAGCGCAGAAAAGAAUACCUCAAGCAAGGAGACCCACCAUCAACCUCCAAAACUAGAAGGAAUGCAGAUGCUGAAGGAAGCAAAGUAAAUUCUUAUUUCAUCCUUGGAAAACAUUUCCUGUCUUUAGGGCAAUACGACAAAUCUGUUGCCCUUCUUGAAAAGUGCGUAAAGGUGGCGAAAGAUUGUGAAGAUGGUAAAGCUGAAAUGGAGGCUCAUUUGGCGCUAGGUAAAGCUCAGUUCUUAAAUAAUCAAUAUGAAGAUGCUGUCAUCAGUGCACAGAAUUGCAUUAAGAUGGCCAAACAAAAGGAAGACAAAGCUACAGAAGCCCAUGCCUACAAUUUACAGGGAAGCAUUUACUGCUCUAUGGACUAUCAAGAUAAAGCAAAAGAAUGCACAACCAAAUCUCUUGAUAUAGCAGAACCAUGUGGUUUUCAAGAAGUUGAAGCAGAUGCUUGGUUUAUACUUACAAGUGUUUCUUGCUCCGAGGGUCGCUAUGAUGAUGCAUUUUGUUACAACGAUARAUGCAUGCAAUAUGCUCAAGCUACAGGUGAUAAAUCAAAAGAAACGAGGUGUCACUUACUACGUGGGAGGGCAUUCUAUGAAUCGAGUCAGUACGAGGAUGCCAACCACACGAAAUCAAGAUAGGUCUUGAAAUGGCAGAAGAGAAAGGUGACAAACAAGCASAGAUAGAUGGUUGCUUGAUAAUGAUCAUGCUAAAGAAUACUUUGCACCGCUACGACGAAGUUGAAAUACUCAGCAAAAAGUGCGCGGAGUUGGCUAGGCAAAGUGGCAAUACAGCCGCUGAAAUCAAAGCAUACCUGGCCCUCGGAAAGAACUACCAACUCCAAGAGAAAGAGGACAUUGUGCAAAA
This is a messenger RNA of Exaiptasia diaphana, 1747 nucleotides long. RefSeq lists its product as uncharacterized. The transcript is spliced from 5 exons. Lineage: Eukaryota; Metazoa; Cnidaria; Anthozoa; Actiniaria; Aiptasiidae. Gene Ontology annotation, biological process: regulation of apoptotic process. The record is from RefSeq and is a predicted model, not a curated record. Bases 34 to 1521 code for a protein of 495 amino acids. Gene Ontology annotation, molecular function: protein binding.